Abrus precatorius (Indian licorice) is the source of this 1276-nucleotide messenger RNA. RefSeq lists its product as uncharacterized. Bases 42 to 896 code for a protein of 284 amino acids. The record is from RefSeq and is a predicted model, not a curated record. The transcript is spliced from 2 exons. NCBI's taxonomy places the organism in Eukaryota, Viridiplantae, Streptophyta, Magnoliopsida, Fabales, Fabaceae.
UCAAACACUUGAAAGCUUAUUAACUUUUCCGGCGAACAAACAUGUUUUCUUGGAAAGUUCUUCUCAUCUCCGUCGCCGUUGUUUUCGCCGCGUUGGGGCUCAAAGCCUCUCUUCCACUCGCCACCACCAACCUACCUAUCCUGUGGACCUUCUUCCUUUUGUGCUUCAAGCCUCCUUAUCUCUACGUCAUCCUCAACGCCAUCAUCAUCUCCAUCGUCGCCUCCUCCAGGUUCAAUCACUCCUCCGCCGAACCCAACCACCCUCCCGAACCAACUCCUCCGCCUCCUCCGGUGCACGUCAUUCCGGAACCGCCGCUUCUGGAAAUGAAGGCCGUGCUGGUUAACGGAUCAGACGCGGUUGAAGAAGCAGAGGAUGAGGGGGAUGAGGAAGAGAAGAAAGUAAUCGACGAAGGAAUGACGCUGAUGAGAACAGACUCGACGGAGAUUGCGCCGGAAUAUCUAUAUCCGGACGAGAAACCUCUCGUUUCUGCUAGGUUCGGUCACCGGAAACCGCCUAAAGCCAGUUAUGAAGGUGGAAGAGCGUUGAGGGUGGUGGCAAAGGUGAAACGGCACGAGACGUUGGAGAACACGUGGAAGGCGAUAACGGAAGGUCGAUCCAUGCCGUUAAGUCGACACAUGAAGAAGUGUGACACGUGGCAAAGCGGCGGCAACGCGGGCCCACCCGAAGCAACUGUGAACAAGUGUGAGACAUUCAACGAUGGGAGCAAGACGGUGAGCGCGUCUGCUGCGAGGCUGCGGAGAGAACCCUCUCUGAGUCAAGACGAGUUGAAUCGGCGCGUGGAAGCGUUCAUACACAAGUUCAACGAGGAGAUGCGGUUGCAAAGACAACAAUCCUUGGAACAAUACAUGCAGAUGAUUAACCGUGGUGCUGCUUAAUCUCACUCAUUUUCUGCUGUAAAAACACAUUCAUAUUCUGUAGGAAUAUUCAUAGUAUAGUUACCAAAAAAACAAAUACAUUGUAAAUAUUUCAACAGGUGUAGUUACAGUGUAGAGAGUAAUGGUCUUUGCAAUAGGGGUAUUUAAUUCUUUCUUUUUUUUUGCCAUAUAAGUUUAUGGUUGGAUUAGAGUCAUGACAAUCAUUAUUUCUUUUAUUUGUUCCCUUGUGAUCCACUUAUGAAAAAUGUGGUUCAAGUUCAGCUUAGAAUAGCAAAACACACAGAGAAACUCUUAGGAAUGUGCUGAUUAGCAUGAUAAUGCCUUAAAUGCUUCUAAUUUCAUUUUAUCGUAUUCAAAAAUAAAGCAAAUAUAGCUUAUUU